UCAAUGUUAGGGUCACUAGAUGGAUAAAUACUUCAAAUCCACAGGGAGAUCAGAGCCGUCCAGUUCAGAAGUGACCGGUGGUUUCUUGAGAGUUCCUUUGCUUGUCACCACAGUAAGACGGAACCAUGGUCAGCCGAUUUGAACACCCAGCUGGUGGAUACAGGAAGAUUUUUGAGACAUGUGAGGAGCUUUCUGAGCCACUUCCAGCCACAGUCACAGGUAGGAUUCCAUCAUUCCUAAAAGGCAGUCUUCUCCGGCUGGGACCUGGACUGUUUGAGGUUGGAGAUGAACCUUUCUACCACCUCUUUGAUGGCCAAGCCCUUAUGCACAAAUUUGACUUCAAGAAUGGCCAGGUCACCUAUUACCGAAAGUUUGUCAAAACAGAUGCAUAUGUCCGAGCCAUCACAGAAAAGCGUGUGGUGAUCACUGAGUUUGGCACCUUUGCAUACCCUGAUCCCUGCAAAAAUAUUUUCUCCAGGUUUUUCUCUUACUUUAAAGGUGUUGAGGUCACAGACAACUGCCUGGUGAACGUCUAUCCUGUGGGGGAGGAUUUUUAUGCUGUAACAGAAACCAACUUUAUCACCAAAGUAAACCCUGAUACCUUGGAAACGCUGAAGAAGGUUGAUAUGUGCAAUUACAUCAAUAUUAAUGGAGUGACGGCUCAUCCCCAUAUUGAGAGAGAUGGCACUGUGUAUAACAUCGGAAACUGCAUGGGAAAAGGAGCAACUCUGGCCUACAAUGUUGUCAGGAUUCCACCCACACAGAAAGAUAAGUCUGAUCCCAUUGAAAAGUCCAAGGUGGUGGUGCAAUUCCCCAGCGCCGAGAGGUUCAAGCCCUCCUACGUGCACAGCUUUGGCAUGUCUGAAAACUACAUUAUCUUUGUGGAGACUCCAGUGAAAAUCAACCUGCUGAAGUUCUUGAGUGCCUGGAGCAUCCGAGGAUCGAACUACAUGGACUGCUUUGAGUCCAACGAGAGCCAAGGAACAUUGUUCCACAUUGCCAGGAAAGACCCAGGAGAGUACAUCGAUCACAAAUUCAAAGGGGCACCCAUUGGCAUGUUCCAUCACAUCAACACCUAUGAGGAUCAAGGUUUUGUUGUUGUGGAUCUCUGUGCAUGGAAAGGUUUUGAGUUUGUUUACAACUAUCUCUGGUUGGCAAACCUAAGAGCCAACUGGGAGGAGGUGAAGAAGGCCGCCAUGAUGGCACCUCAGCCAGAGGUGCGCAGAUAUGUUAUUCCUUUGGAUAUCCACAAGGAGGAGCAGGGGAAGAACCUCGUGAGCCUGCCGUACACCACGGCUACAGCAGUGAUGCAUGCUGAUGGGACCAUCUGGCUGGAGCCUGAGGUGCUGUUUUCCGGACCUCGCCAAGCAUUUGAGUUCCCACAGAUCAACUAUGAGAAGUACGCAGGGAAGAAUUACACGUACGCCUACGGUCUGGGUCUCAACCAUUUCAUCCCAGACAGGAUCUGCAAGUUGAAUGUGAAGACCAGGGAGACCUGGGUAUGGCAGGAACCAGACUCCUACCCCUCAGAGCCCCUGUUUGUUCAGACACCUGAUGGUGUAGACGAGGAUGACGGUGUGCUGCUGACGAUUGUAGUGGCUCCAGGUUCUCAGAGACCAGGAUAUCUCCUCAUCCUCAAUGCCAAGGAUCUGUCAGAGAUCGCCAGAGCUGAAGUGGAGUGCACCAUCCCGGUCACCUUCCAUGGGAUGUACAAACCAUAAUGUCUGAGCACUCACCUUGUCAGCAGUAGUCAGCUGUUUGAAAGUUACUGACACCUCUUGGGUAAUAAAACGAGGAUAAAUAUACUGAGUAAUCAUGUCAGGAAACAUGAUAUUAUGUUCUUAUUUGUGUGCUCUGUCCAUAAAUAUGUCAUGGUUGAAAAAAUAAAUCAAAAUCAAAGCA
Sphaeramia orbicularis (orbiculate cardinalfish) is the source of this 1902-nucleotide messenger RNA. RefSeq names its product retinoid isomerohydrolase RPE65 a (gene rpe65a). Bases 126 to 1721 code for a protein of 531 amino acids. The record is from RefSeq and is a predicted model, not a curated record. Gene Ontology annotation, biological process: zeaxanthin biosynthetic process; retinal metabolic process. Lineage: Eukaryota; Metazoa; Chordata; Actinopteri; Kurtiformes; Apogonidae. The transcript is spliced from 14 exons. Gene Ontology annotation, molecular function: all-trans-retinyl-ester hydrolase, 11-cis retinol forming activity; beta-carotene 15,15'-dioxygenase activity; retinol isomerase activity.